AUGAAUAGACAAGAAAUAGAAGCUAUGCUGGAAUCAAAUUCGGACUCAUAUUCGGAAGAUUACGACGAUACUGACGCUGAUCCAAACUGGUCCUCGGAAAGUGAACCGGACGAAAAUAUUUACGAACGUGAAUUAUUGGAUAAUUGUAACGUAACUACUAAUACGAUUGUUAAUAAUUGGAAUAACGAUUUUUCUAAUGGACAGCUAAAUAGUCAUAUAAUUUUUAAUCCUGAUGUAAAUACUACUGGAAUAAAUCCAGAUAUAAUUGAAACUAUGUCUGAUGCCAGUCCUAUCGACUUUUUUUAUCUUUUUUUUGACAAAGAAAUUAUUGACAUGUUAGUGGUUGAAACAAACAGGUAUGCUAAUGCUAAAAAAAACACAGCAGGCUUAUCUCGACAUGCUAGAAUUAGAAAAUGGGUCGACACAAAUGAGCAGGAAAUUAAACUCUUUUUUGGUAUUGCUAUGUGGAUGGGCAUGAUGAAACUGCCAUCAAUUGCUCACUAUUGGAAAAAUUCUAAAUUAUAUUCUUGCAAUAUUCCAAAAUUUAUGUCUCGAAACAGGUUUGAAAUUAUUUUGAGUAUGUUACACAUUUCUGAUAAUGACAAAGCUCCUACUAAUGAUAGAUUAUACAAAAUCCAAAUAUUGAUUGAUUUACUCGUCGAAAAGUUCAAUAGUGCAGUAAUUCCUGAAGAGUCAGUUUGUAUCGACGAGUCUAUGGUCCCUUAUUUGGGUCGAUUAUCGUUUCGGCAGUAUAUUUCUAAUAAACGUCAUCGUUAUGGAGUCAAAAUCUUUAAGCUGUGUACACGGGACUUUUAUACGUCAAAAUAUAAAAUAUAUGCAGGAAAAGAAGCGACAUUGGGUGAUUCAGUUUCAUGUAAAAAAACACACUUAGUAGGAACUCUUAGAUCAAAUAGAAAAAGAAAUCCUAAAGAUGUAACACAAAAAAAACUUAACUGGGGUGAAAUAUUUGCAAAAAAGAGUGAUCGCGAAAUUAUGGUACUAAAAUGGAGAGACCGUAGAGAUGUUCUUAUGAUAAGUACAAAACAUUCAAACACGAUGGAAGAAGUCAUGGCUAAAAGAGGAAUUAAAAUAAAACCAAAAGUUGUUAUCGACUAUAACCGUGGUAAGGGAUACAUCGAUUUAACUGACCAAAUGGGAUCUUAUAGUAGCUGUCUAAGAAGAGGCGUGAAGUGGUACCGUAAAGUUGCUAUGGAUAUUAUUUGCAACACAUCAUUAUUGAAUGCUUUUAGUAUUUAUAAAGGAGUCACUGGAAAUUCUAAGACAAUUACCCAGUUCAAAGACGACAUUAUUAAUGGAUUAAUUCAGCAAUCAAACAGUGUUCCAGAAGUUCCAGAAGUUCCAGAAUUAUAUGAUGAACAUAAGAACGCAGAUAGCAAGAAAGAAAACUUCUCGCGUAUCAACGAUUUGUCCUAA
Messenger RNA from Myzus persicae (green peach aphid), 1434 nucleotides. Its product is annotated as piggyBac transposable element-derived protein 4-like. Bases 1 to 1434 code for a protein of 477 amino acids. The record is from RefSeq and is a predicted model, not a curated record. Lineage: Eukaryota; Metazoa; Arthropoda; Insecta; Hemiptera; Aphididae. The transcript is spliced from 3 exons.